AACUCUCUCACAACCGGCUUUGAAGAAUGUAUAGGUAAGUUAUAUUUCAAUUCAGUUUGAGGCAGUAAGGUUGAUCUUUGAUGUGUCUGAUCUGAGCACUAGUUGCAGCCUUUUCACUCCUGGUGGCUUGUCAACAUUAUUAACAGUUCGACAAUGAAUACUGAAUUGAGCCAUCAAAAUUAAUUAACACUUUUAGUCCUUGAAAUUUUGACAGCUUUUGUUCAUUGUAUCUUUGACAAGCCUAAAAAUAGGAUAACAAAAGACCAUAUGAGGGACAGGCCUCUAAUGUGCACAAGCACAAAAUUAAAAAUGAUAAAUUAUUUGCUUUUGAAAAAAAAAAAGUACAUGUAUGUACAUGUUUCUCCUUUUAUUAACAUACCUAUUCUGUGUAUGACCGUAUUUAUCAUAGAUAAUAUAACUUUUAUGUAAUUUUUCUCAAGAGGCUUAGUGCGUUUCUUGUAGCUCAGAAAAAUCCCCUGGCCUGUUCAUGUCUGUAAAGAGGAUGAGUCAACUCCCACAGGAAUUCCCUUGGUAAUUCCCUGAGGAACCCCAGAGGUGUGGGAUAACCAUUGAGAGGGAGGACCCAGCUAUGUUGGUACAUUUAGAUUAUUUCUUUGAAUGCAUUAAGAUGUGACUAUGCCAGUGAGCACAGAAAAUAAUGGUGGCUAUAAAAAUACCUCCCUAAAGGGCAAUGAAGAAACAACAAACACAGAAAAGAAAAUGGAAUAUUGAAUUGAUAUGAAAAGAAUAAAUUAAAAAAUGAGAAGCAACUUCAUCCCCCAGUGCCAUGGUAGAAGUCUUCAAUUAAUGCUGUAAUUCUCUCAGAGUCAAAAGUUCAAGCCCAGGUGAGCUUCCCUUGUUGAAGUCCCACCUCCCAGAAUCUCGGUAACCAAGCCCCCUUCAGUCAUGUAGCAUGCAAUGUUCUGAUGUUCUUGGAAGACUUGUGCAGUUAUCCUAUUAAAGGGUUAUCUCUGCUUUUGGCUGUGCCAAGACUUAAAGCUUAAGGUGGUCGUUGCAUGAGAUUUCCUCAGUGCUGCCAGUGCUCUCUGAGAACACUGUCCUCUCCUGCUCUCAACCUCACCACUGGCUCUCUGCAGGACUCUGGCCCAAAUCAAGCCUCUGAAGGAAUAAUGGGCGCCCACAGCUCCAACCUGGAUGAUCUCAUGGAGGAGGACAUGCACCACUGGUACACCAAAUUCAUGAGGGAGUCUCCGUCGGGGCUCAUAACGCUCUUUGAGCUCAAGACUAUGCUUGAAAUGGGCGGUAUGACAGAGGAGGCCAGCAGCUAUGUGGACCAGGUCUUCUUCACCUUUGAUAUGGAUGGGGAUGGCUAUAUAGACUUUGUGGAAUACAUCGCAGCCAUCAGUUUGCUACUGAAAGGAGAAAUUAACCAGAAACUGAAGUGGUACUUCAAGCUCUUUGAUCAAGAUGGAAAUGGGAAAAUUGACAAAGAUGAAUUGGAGACCAUAUUCAAGGCUAUUCAAGAUAUCACCAGAAGCUACGACAUCCCCCCAGAUGAGAUUGUGACUCUUAUAUAUGAGAAGAUUGAUGUCAACGGAGAAGGCGAGCUCACACUGGAGGAGUUCAUCAGUGGAGUCAGGGAUCAUCCCGACAUCAUGGAAAUGCUCACCAAGAUGAUGGAUCUUACCAAUGUCCUGGAAAUUAUUCUUAAAGGCCAACAGAGGAAAGCUGUAAACUGAAUUAACAAUGAACAAGAUGGAUUGUGUGGAGAAUUCUUUUUGGAGGGUUUUCAGCAUGCAGCAGUGUUGAGAGAAGAGUGUUUGUGCUUGACUGGUGAAGAGCCAAGUCCCAGCUCAAACUGCACAGAUUGAACUGAAUGGAUUGACUGAGCAGGCCCACGCAGACAUGAUCUCUCUCUGUGUGUGUGCCACCGGAGGGAAGCAGGGGAUUUGUCCUCUUCCCUCAGCUUGCGCUUGCACAUUCCUUCAGCGGUGGCCCUUCAGUUUUGAUAAGUUUUCAGACGUUUUUACUGGUGAUGUGUUUGGAGAGUCUCGGUGACGGGAGGCCCAUCUGCUCUCAGGUUCCCAUCAUGAUUCGAGGAGACGGCACAAAGCGAGGUGGAUAGAUCGCUUUGAUUUACCUUGUUAAGAGCUUACUGAGCCGGAAAUAUUGUAUGGGACUUUUGGUUCACAGUACUGUCAGGCACAAGAAGACAACUGCCAAACUGGUAGUGAAUGUUUUACAAAACUUCAGUACAGAAAGCACUUCCUAUGGCAUCUAUGACAUUAUUACAGCAUUUGGGUGUUAACCUAUUAACAUGUUAACAUCUAAAACACUUAAUGAGAUUGAUUGUUCUGUGUUUUGUGUUGUUGCACAUGUAGGAUCUGCAUGAAAGCAAUGCUGAUGCUUGUAGAAAAACUGGAUGGUAGCUGAAGAUCCAUGUCGUGGGUGAAUGUAAAAAAAGAAAUUGCAUGAAUUUAGUAUAUUUUACAAUAAUUAAGUUUGCAAUGUUGCCUUAAAAUCAAUACAAUGUUUUUGUUAAACUCUUUUUGUCUUUUGUUCUCUCAAUAAUCUUGACCCUGGCAGUUUAUGGUUUAAAGCAGACCUUUAGGUCAUGCGCAUCCAGAUGAUGAACACUAACUGCUGGACAAGCGAUCAUGCCACUAGACUAUGCUCCCAUGAAUAUAUAUUUCAUCAGACUGGUAUGAUGAAGAACCUUAAGUUCAGCACCUCACCUCAGUGGCGAUUAAAUUUAUAUUUAUGGGAGUAUACGCUAGUGUGCGGACUCUUGUUUUUCCAUCCAAAGCAGAC
This is a messenger RNA of Epinephelus fuscoguttatus (brown-marbled grouper), 2772 nucleotides long. It is a transcript of the gene guca1c, whose product is annotated as guanylate cyclase activator 1C. NCBI's taxonomy places the organism in Eukaryota, Metazoa, Chordata, Actinopteri, Perciformes, Serranidae. The transcript is spliced from 4 exons. Bases 1017 to 1700 code for a protein of 227 amino acids. Gene Ontology annotation, molecular function: calcium ion binding; calcium sensitive guanylate cyclase activator activity. The record is from RefSeq and is a predicted model, not a curated record.